AUUUAUCGAUAUGGAAACAUUGUAAACAUUUUGCGUGAAUGAAUGACACAUAUUCUUGACGGAAUCUGAAACACAAAAUAAAAAAUUAAUGAUGGUGGAUCGUUUGGUAAAUAGUGAGGCAAAUGCAAGAAGAAUUGCUAUGGUGGAGAACUGCUUCGGCAGUUCGGGUCAGCCCUUGGCAGAACAGGGCAGAGUUCUUGUGGGUGAGGGUGUCUUAACCAAAAUGUGCAGGAAGAAACCGAAAGCUCGGCAGUUCUUCCUAUUUAAUGACAUCCUGGUCUACGGAAACAUUGUUAUAAACAAAAAGAAAUGUAACAAGCAACAUGUCAUUCCACUAGAAGAAGUGAAACUGGAGGCUUUGAAGGAUGAUGGACAAUAUCGCAACGGGUGGCUUAUCCGCACGGCGUCCAAGUCGUUCGCUGUGUACGCGGCCACGGCCACGGAGAAGGAGGAGUGGAUGGCGCACAUAGAGAAAUGCAUAGAGGACUUGCUCAGGAAAAGCGGGAAGCAGCCGCCUUCGGAGCACGCGGCAGUGUGGGUGCCCGACAACGAGGCAUCCAUCUGCAUGCACUGCAAGAAGACACAGUUCACUGUCCUCAACAGGAGACACCAUUGUCGCAAAUGCGGGUCGGUGGUGUGCGGGCCGUGCUCGUCGAAGCGCUACGUGCUGCGCGGGCAGAGCGACAAGCCGCUGCGCGUGUGCCUGCAGUGCUACGACGGGCUCACCCGAGAGCGCGCGAGGCCCAACCAGCCCGACCAGCCCGCCGCCACGCCCGUGAAACCGUCGGACAACGCCGGCUCGGGCGGCGACUCCUCUGCCGACGACGAUAGCGACGAUGAUGACGAUCGCGCCGAGGAGAAACAUGAUGAGCCAAAAUUCUAUAGUGAUGGUGAUAAGACUGAAGAGACCAACAACCAUUCGUCCAAGGAUUCCGCCAAGUGAAAAAUGUUAGAGUUAGCUCCGAACUUAUCUUACCAAAACCUUUAACGGCCUUAUACCUAAACAAUUUUUAAGCGAUUUUCGACCUUAUAAUCAAGGUAAAAUGUAUAAUAGUUGUAAACUAUUUUUAAAUUACCAAUGUGACCAUCUUGAAUGUAUCUUUCGUAAAGUUUUGGUGAGAUAGAAGGUUAAAUAAUUAUAUUCAUUGGCGCCCGAAGACCCUGUAAU
Messenger RNA from Cydia amplana, 1168 nucleotides. It is a transcript of the gene rush, whose product is annotated as pleckstrin homology domain-containing family F member 2. The coding region runs from base 89 to 943 and encodes 284 amino acids. The transcript is spliced from 8 exons. Gene Ontology annotation, biological process: endosome organization; endosome to lysosome transport. Lineage: Eukaryota; Metazoa; Arthropoda; Insecta; Lepidoptera; Tortricidae. Gene Ontology annotation, molecular function: metal ion binding; phosphatidylinositol binding. The record is from RefSeq and is a predicted model, not a curated record. Gene Ontology annotation, cellular component: early endosome.